Messenger RNA from Pocillopora damicornis (cauliflower coral), 5678 nucleotides. Its product is annotated as polyphosphatidylinositol phosphatase SYNJ1. Gene Ontology annotation, biological process: synaptic vesicle endocytosis; phosphatidylinositol dephosphorylation. The record is from RefSeq and is a predicted model, not a curated record. Gene Ontology annotation, molecular function: RNA binding; phosphatidylinositol-4,5-bisphosphate 5-phosphatase activity. NCBI's taxonomy places the organism in Eukaryota, Metazoa, Cnidaria, Anthozoa, Scleractinia, Pocilloporidae.
CACAAUGGGAAACAGAGAGUAUCAAGAAAGGAUAUUCAAAGGUUUUUGAUGCUUAUGGCUGUCUGGGAGUACUCAAAAUUAAUCUGGAAGCAACUGCAUCAGCCUGGGCAGAGUGUGCCAUGGGAUCAGAUGAGAUGUUUAACUGUGAGUCUUUGGCAAUAAUAAUGAACAGUUGGGAGGUGCUUUUCCACGACAUUGAACUGUGCGCUUGCAUGAACUGUAAAGAGAAGUGGGCCAAGGCAUGAACCUUGAGGAACAUGAUGCCACAGGUCAAACUCAUCAGAUACAGCUCUCUGCACUGAGACUCACUGGGAGCAGCCAGACAAGAUCAGAACCAGUCAAGGGCAGUGCCAUUCAAACCAAGUUGAUGAUAAUUUGUUAAGGAGAAUGCUGUGAUCAAUAAUAUAGAAAGCAGCACUGUGAUAAAGCAAUACAUCAUCAUUCAUUUUUUUCACAUGAAGUGAGUCUCAGGGAAGAAGAGCUGUUCCACCACUAGUACGAUCAGUGCAGGGAUGGUCACAAAGCUUGUAAUUUGUCAGAGGCAACUCAUUUCUUACUGCAUCAUCAUUUACAUUUAACCAAGUCUUUGUGAUUGCAAGCAGGUCAAUUUUAUGUUCACAAACAAAGUUGAAAAUGUCAGCUGAUUUAUUUGUCAUAGAUUGAGUGUUCAUUAAGCAGAAUGACAAUGGGUGUUUAAAAUCCUUAACCAUAGGCAAGCAAUUCAUCACAAUGAGGUUGGAUGAGUUUUUUGAUCAUAUAGAUGGAGGUGUUUUUUCGAAUACCAUUUGAACAGAAUGUAGAUAAAUUAUCAUUGUUCUCAGGACAAGGAUUGAGCUUAAAUACUUAGUUGUUCACAAGAAAACAAUGGAAUGUCGCUGUUAAAUUUAAGUAAUAUGCACACAUAAUUUUAUGGCAUUUGAUCUUGACAUUCUGAUCCCAAAAAUAUGACAAAAAGUUCUUGUUAAUGCAGAAGGUUCCAUUAUUAAUGACAGUCCUAUUGUUGUUGGUGUUCCAAGUCGGCAGGAGAACCAAUGAGAAAUCAUUAACAAAAUAGGUUCUAUUGUGAGUAUUCUGGUCUGUAAAAUUUGCAUCUCCAACUGCAUUUGUCCAAGAGAGAAUUGCCCCAACAAAAAAUAUCUGAUUUUCUGAAGUAGAUGGAGACUUUGAAACAAGCACAACUGUCAAGGAUGGACCCCAGGCAACCAGGUGAACAGGAGAUAAGUUUGUUUCUUGUUCUUGUUACUGGCUGUACAUCAGUAGGAAAGAUAAAUGACAAUGAAAUAUUUCGUAUCAAUGCCACUCAGUUGGUUCCAUUGCAAGAUGGUCAAGAUGAGGAGAUUCUUGCUGAACUACGCAAGUUUUUAAACUCUGGAACAUUUUAUUUCUCUGUUUGUUCUGGAGAUCAGCAACCAUUGGAUUUGACAUUGUGUGCACAGAGAAGAUAUGAGAGCUGUGAACCUGAUAACAGGUUUUUCUGGAAUCGCUGCUUACACAUUCACCUACAGAGGUUUGGAAUUGACUGUUCACAAUGGCUGCUACGGGUUAUGUGUGGUGCAGUGGAAAUACGAACUGUGUAUGCUGGAAAAACUCAAGCUAAAGCUUGUAUCAUGUCUAGACUGAGUUCUGAGAGAGCAGGAACAAGGUUUUAUGUCAGAGGCACAAAUGAUGAUGGGCAUGUGGCAAAUUUUGUAGAAACUGAACAGUUUAUUGUGCUUGAGGACAUGACAACAUCUUUUGUCCAAACUCGAGGUUCAGUACCAGUCUUUUGGGAGCAGCCUGGUUUGCAGGUUGGUUCUCACAAAGUCAAACUUUCCAGAGGGUUUGAAGCAUCUUCACCUGCUUUUGACAGACAUUUGACAAGCCUAAAGAAUCUUUAUGGUCAACAGUUGCUUGUGAACUUGCUUGGUACAAAAGAAGGUGAAAACACACUUAGCAGUGCAUAUCAGGAUCAGUUGAAAGACUCAAUUCAUGGCCGGGAGACUCGCAUGAUUUGCUUUGACUAUCAUCAAAACUGCCGAGGUGGGAAGCUGGACAAGCUAUCGGCGCUGAAGGAAAAGGCGCGACCUUCUCUUGACGAGUUUGGCUUGUUCUUUGCUAGAGGAGAUCACAUUAAAAAGAAACAAAAAGGAGCUGUUCGCACAAACUGUAUCGAUUGCAUAGAUCGUACCAACAGUGUGCAGAGUUAUUUGGGACUUGAGAUGUUAUCGCAGCAGUUAGAAUUCCUUGGUUUAACAAGCAAACAAGGAAUGCUGUCCAGAUUUCAGGAGGCUUUCCGUACCAUGUGGGCACAAAAUGGCGACCAUAUCAGCCGCAUCUACCUUGGCACAGGGGCCUUAGAUGGCAAAGCCAAGGUGAUCAACAAGCUACGAGAUGGUGCACGCUCAGUCCACAGAACCAUCGUCAACAAUUUCUUGGAUGGAAGCAAACAAGAGGCCAUUGACAUGUUGUUGCUAGGCAACGCAUUUGUUGGAGAGUUGGGUGAAAGGGCACGUGCGUUGCUGUAUGCUUCGUUUCUUCACUCAUCACCCAUGAUCCUACGGGAGCUGUGCGAUCGCCAUCUUGAAUACACCACGUGGUCCAAUCUACGGGUCUGUGUCGGCACAUGGAAUGUAAACGGAGGGAAACACUUCCGGAGUAUCGCUCACAAACACCAAACAAUGCAUGAUUGGCUGCUAGAUUUUCACGAAACACUUCCGGACAGCGGUUAUUCAGAAAGUGGUGAUGUCAAUUUUAAAGUACCCACAGAUGUUUUUGCUAUAGGCUUUGAGGAGCUGGUUGACUUGAAUGCAUCAAAUAUUGUUUCAACCAGUUCAAAUCAGCGUAAGGAAUGGGGCGAGGAGCUGCGCCGUAUCGUAUCACGUGAUCAUGCGUAUGUUCUGGUGACAUGUGAGCAGCUGGUUGGUGUUUGUAUGUUUGUGUUUAUUCGGCCUCAUCUGGUCCCAUUCAUCAGAGAUGUGGCUGUCCAUUCUGUGAAAACAGGCCUCGGGGGAAGUGCUGGGAACAAGGGAGGCGUGGCCAUCCGUCUGUUACUUCACGCCACUUCCAUCUGUUUUAUUUGCUCACAUCUGGCUGCCGGUCAGUCGGGUGUGAACGAUAGGAACAGUGACUAUCACGAUAUUACAUCAAGGAUAGCUUUUCCCAUGGGUCGCAGCUUGACCUCACAUGACUAUGUAUUCUGGUGUGGAGAUUUCAACUAUCGCAUUGAUCUGCCAAUAGACGAAGUGAAAGAACUGAUUAAAAACAAGCAAUGGGAAGAACUUUUAAAGGAAGAUCAACUUAUCAAACAAAGGAAUGAACACAAGGUCUUCUGCGCCUUUCAUGAAGGAAAAAUUGCGUUUGCUCCAACUUACAAGUACGACUUAUUUUCUGACGACUACGAUACAAGCGAGAAGAUGCGUAUUCCUGCCUGGACCGACCGCGUACUUUGGAGACGGAGAAAGCCUCGGUACAAGUCAACCACAUUAGUACGUAAACAUGUGUCUGCGCAGCAGAAUCAAUUGGAACGGGGGUAUGAAUCACUCCUGAUGGGAGGGGGGGACGGGGAAGAUGAUGAUAGCAACGAUGAGGAUGAGGCAGACAAAGGAGACGAGAAAGGCGAAAUUAAGCAUCAGGAUGAAAAUGAAGACAAGAAAGGCGACAAGGCACAUGAAGGGGGAGGAAUUAAUUUCUCUGCGGGAAAAGUUUUAUACUACGGCCGGGCUGAGUUGAAAACCUCAGAUCACAGGCCAGUUGUUGCCCUCGUAGAGAUUGAGAUACAGCAGGUUGAUUGGAAGAAACAGUGUGACGUACAUGACCAUGUCAUGAGAGCAAUGGGUCCUGCCGACCCUACUAUUGUGGUUACGAGUGACGAUGCAGCUGAAGAGGAUGCUGGGAUUGAUGUGUCGGAGCUUCUUGAUGCCGUGGAGCCUUAUGGGACGGUUGUAUUAGUGAGGGUGGUCGAUGACGAAAUCUUUUUGACUAUGGAUGAUGGGCGGAACGCUUUGAAAGCUUUAGAGCUUGACGGAAAAGAGAUAUCUGGUAAAACAGUGCAAGUUUGUCUUAAAUCUGAAUCGCUCUUAUCCAAAACGGACCUUACAGUUCAAAACCUUGUCUCCCACGAGUCCUCAUUCAGUGGUAACUCUGAAGAUUACAGAAAUUUUACGUUAAAUCCUGUCAGAGGUCGGGCGCUGUCAGAUCUGUUGUCGUCCUCCUCAGAAAAGCAGUCAGUGGACUUACCUGUCCUGGAACCAAUCAGGAUUCAUUCAACAGAAGCUUUGGAUGAUGAAAAAUCCGAGAGUGAACCGGAAGACGAAGGAAAUUAUGCGGUAAAUUAUGAUAGUGACGAUGAUAGCGAACCCGAAGCAGACCGUGAAAUGAAGAAGACCGGCAACGAAGGCUGUGACGAAGGCUCUAAACGUGACGACAAUCAAAAGCCUGGACCUAAACGGCCACCACCACCUAGGCCAGUGCCUGCGAGACCCAAACCUCCAGUAAAAGCCUUAGCUCAGGUCAACAAAGUCGAGGAGAUCCUUGAAGCUUCUGCACCUGUUGACGCCGGCCAAUCUGUGGCAGGUGGGGCCCUUGAUGAUUUUGAUCCCUUGGUGAAGGAAUCUUUAAAACCUUCAAAACCCAGCAGACCUGCGCCGCCAAAACGACCAGCCCCUCCGAAAAGGGCCGUUGGUGGCCCUAAAGCGCCUCUCUCUGAGGCCCUUCCGGAGGGUCCUAAACCCAAGCCUAAGCCUAAAGUGGACGUCAUUCAUGCAUCCGCCAAGAAAGGCAAACAGGGUCCUGGUAUUGGUGUUCCAUUUAAUGUUCAACAUGUGGCUCACAUUGGCGCUGAUAACGUGCAGGCUUUGUUGCUUGCAGCCAAAGAUGAUCCUAAACUACUGCCAUCAUUUUUGCUGCCUGAUGGUGUUACCAGUGAAAAAGAGGAUGAUGGAAAAGGCGAAAAUGGUCAACCUUCAACACAGCAGACGUCACAUGACGAAGAUAAAAGUUCAGAUUCGGUUCUCCCUGGUUCAAACACACAUCGUGCUACGGCUGAUAACGAAGAUGAGCUAAUUAAAAGGGCUUCAUCUCUUUCCAAACCAACUCCUAUGCCCAGGCCUCGUUCAAUUGUAUUUGAAAAAGACCCUAAAAAUGAUAUCAGAGUCGAAGAGACAGCAGUGAAACCGGUAGCACCUCCGCGGACAAAAACCAAGUCAUCAGGAGUGGCAGUCACUGAAAGUAAUCAACCUGCCAUGAAAGUACCUAAACCGGAACCUCCUCAGAGACGGGACCUUAUCCCUUCUCCACCUUUGAAACCCAAACGUAAACCGGUCUUCAAUGAACUUCCAAAUGAACAGAAAAAUUAUCUUUCAGUCUCUGACAGCAACUCAUCUAAAAUGACUUAUAUGUCCAGCGAAAACAUUAGUUUUACUGCGCCAGACUUCCAAGUAGGUGUGUCUGGGGAAGACUCUUCUGAAGAACCUUUCUUGAAGGUUGACGCCAAGGGAGCUCCACCUCCGAUCCCCCGCAGAGUUGAUUUGGAAUAGGUUUUUUAACUGCAAUGUACAGUACCUCUUAUGGAAUCAAUGAACAUAUUUUUGAUGUUGUUUUAUUUUGAAGAAGUUAAGGGAACUCGAGAGGGAGCCAAAGGGGAUAUGGUAGUAAUCCGAGAAAAAUGAAAAAUUUUGGGGUAUGAUUUAGCAUGAAAAUGA